AUUUACGCUCUCGCUCGGCUUGAUGCGAAAUAUGAAUAAGAUUAUGAUGCCGAUUGGCAACAGUUUGUUAAAUAUUUUGUGUUUAUAGCAUCUAAAAUAUCCUUUGGAUAUAGCUGAAACAUAGCGUUUGUUUACCUGUUUACGUAUUUCAUAAACAAAGUUAUUUGUAAAGUAUUAGAAUCAGUAAACAUAUUCUUUCAUUACAAUGAGCAAGAGGCGACGAGCGUCUUCAGUAGCCAGUCGUGGAGCUGAUGGUGAUGAAAGUGAUGAUGUAGAACUUAGCAACCCAGGACCACCGCCUACACGGAAGAGAAAGAAGUUGGAGCCAAGUGAAAUAUGCCAGCAGUUGUAUGAUACUAUCCGUUCGUAUAAGAAGGAAGAUGGUACCCUGUUGUGUGACUCAUUCAUCAGAGCACCAAAGCGGAGACAGGAGCCUCAGUAUUAUGAGGUUGUCUCACAGCCUAUUGAUUUGUUAAGAGUUCAACAAAAACUAAAAACGGACACUUAUGAAGAUAUAGAAGAAUUGUCUGCAGACAUAGAACUAUUGGUCAAGAAUGCGAAGGCAUUCUAUAAGCCAUCCUCCGAGGAGUAUAAGGAUGCAACCGAACUUUGGAAGUUGUAUACUAGAACAAGACAGACACUUGAACAAGGAGAAGAAAUGAAAACACCAAAGCUAUGUCGCACUGGAUCUUCUAGCAGACGUUCAGAUGUAGCCGAGGAUAUGUCUGAGACAUCGACAAACAAUGAAGAGGACAAUGUCUUUGAGGAGUUGUUUAACUCGGUAAUGACCGCAAGUCUAGACAGUCGUCCAUUAUACAAGGACUUCCAAUUUUUGCCGUCCAGGCGCCACUACCGGGAGUAUUACAAAGUGAUUGAGUCACCCAUAGACCUCAAGACAAUCGCUCAGAAGAUACAAGCCAGCGAGUACGCCACCCUGAACGACUUGGAAAAGGAUCUGCUGCAGAUGGUCAGGAAUGCUUGCCAGUUCAAUGAGCCGGGCAGUCAGAUAUAUAAAGAUGCCAAGGCCUUGAAAAAGAUAAUCCAAGUACGUAAACAAGACAUUGAACAGCAUGGACGUAGUGGGCCUCCGAAGUCCUCAGAGCGGAUCCGCAGCAAGCGGUGCACCAAAGUAGGACCCUUGCUGUCCAGCAGGACCCUGGCCAUCAUGGAGCCGCCGGGCUCUGACUCCGAGAUGGACGUUAAGCAUUCCGAGGACAGCGAGAGUGACGAAGACAAAAGUGAUAACAUAGACUCGAUGCAGUGGAAAUUGUUGGAAUCUGUGAAAAAUCAUCUUGGACCUAGCGGAACACCAAUGGCGCUGGCAUUCUGGAAGCUUCCAUCUCGCCGCGAGUAUCCGGAUUACUACAGGCAGAUCAAGAACCCGGUCUCAUUGAACCAGAUUAAAAACAAGAUACGUCGGGGGAGUUACGGCACGCUGUCGGAAGUCGCCGGUGACAUGAACAUUAUGUUCGAGAAUGCGAAACAAUACAACUUGCCCACGUCGAGACUGUACAAAUAUGCAGUGAAGUUGCAACGAUUAAUGCAACAACGGGUUCAAGAAUUAUUGGACAUAGUGCAAAGUUCAUCCAGCGAUGAUGAGAGUCUAUCAUCAGUGAAGAAUCAGUCGCAGAUCGCCACGCCCAGACCCAGAGGUCGUCCCCGAGUCAACCCACUACCCAACACAUCUUCACCGUCCCCACUCAUACUGAAGCCAAACACGCCGCUGAAGAAGAAGCUGCACUACAUAUCCAAGCAACUGAUGGAGUUCACGUGUUCUGAUGGAAGACAGCCCAUGUUACUCUUCAUGGAGAAGCCAAGCAAGAAGUUGUACCCCGAGUACUACAAUGUCAUAGACAAGCCCAUUGAUAUGUUGAUGAUUGAGGCUAACAUUAAGAACGACCGUUACGCGAGCAUAGAAGAGAUGGUGGCAGACUUUCGCCUGAUGUUCUCAAACUGCCGGCAAUUCAACGAGGAGGGCUCCAUGAUAUACGAAGACGCGACUCUUCUAGAACGAGUGCUCAAUGAGAAACUGAAGGAGUUGAACGUCAGCUAUGACAAGAGGCCUGCGCUGAAGACAUUUAAACCGGCGAAGUCUAGGCAGAUGUCACCCUUUGAGCAGAAGCUGAGGACUUUGUACGACGCUAUCAGAGACUAUAGGGACCCUAAAGCUAAUCGGCAACUCGCGCUAAUAUUCAUGAAGUUGCCAAGCAAAACGGAGUACCCCGAUUACUACGAGCUUAUCAAGAACCCUAUAGACAUGGAGCGGAUCGCACACAAGCUGAAGAACUCUGUGUACACGUCCGUCAACGAACUCGCUUCCGACUUCAUCCUGAUGUUCGACAACGCGUGCAAGUACAACGAGCCUGACUCACAGAUAUACAAGGACGCACUGAUCUUGCAACGCGUGUGUCUGCAGACCAAGCAGCUUUUACGUGAAGACGACGAUGCUGUACCAGACGUCCCGGCCGCUGUACAGGAACUGUUGCUGAACCUGUUUACUACCGUGUACAACCACCAGGAUGAAGAGGGCAGGUGCUACUCAGACAGUAUGGCGGAGCUUCCCGAACACGACGAACCGGCCAACGGAGAGAAGGUGCGCGCAAUAUCAUUGGACCUCGUCAAGAGACGACUCGACAAAGGCCUGUACAAGCGGCUCGAUCAUUUCCAGCAGGACAUGUUCGCUGUUUUUGAGAGAGCACGCCGUCUGUCGCGCACAGACAGCCAGAUAUUCGAAGACGCGGUGGAGCUUCAGGCGUACUACAUCGAGCAGCGCGACCUCCUGUGUCGGAACACCCUCAUAUCGCCCGCGCUCAACUUCACCAAGGACACCAUGACCACGUCAGUCGAGCUCAUCAAGCAGUGCAAGCUGCUGCAGGAGAACGAUGAAGAAGAUGAGACCAGAUCAAGCACAGACGAAUCUCUGCCAACGGGCGCGCCCCCUCAGACGCAGUACGGGAAGGGAGACUUCGUGUACAUCCAAGGAGAGAGGGGGGCGAAAGAACCCAAUAUUGUUCAGAUGGAGAGGCUGUUCACAAACGCAGACAACGUGCCAAUGAUGUAUGCCAACGUUUACUACAGGCCACACGAGACGUUCCACGUGCGCACGCGCAAGUUUCUUCAACAGGAAGUGUUCAAGACCGAGAUACACCGGAGCAUUCCGCUCGAGCACGUGGUGGGGCGGUGCUACGUGAUGAACGUCAAGGAAUACUUUAAGUUCAGGCCUGAAGGUUACCCGGAUAAGGACGUGUUUGUGUGCGAAAGUCGAUACAACUCGCGUCACCGCUGGUUCAAGAAGAUCAAAGUAUGGGAGGGCGCUGAGAAGGAAGCCACACUCGUACCCAGAUCGGUCCCGCUGGAACCGAGUCGAACAGUGUCUGUGUUCCGGGAGCGCGUGGAGAAACACAAGGACGAGCUCGCUGAACUAGAGAUACUGGAGAACGUUCAGGAGAAAGAGAGACCCGAUGUGGUGAUGUACAAUCCUCUGGGUACCGACGAUGAGAACACUUACUACGAGCAAUACAACACGGUGUGCUCGGGUGUGGUGAAGACAGGCGACUACGUGUACGUGGUGACAGACGGAGGCAAGCAGCUCAUCGCUCAGGUCGACACCAUCUGGGAGACGGGCGACAACAAAUGCUACUUCCGUGGGCCAUUCCUCAUAUUUCCGUCUGAAGUUGCGAAUGUAAUUAAUAAGCCAUUCUACAAACAGGAGGUGUUAUUGACCACUAUGCACGACACGAGCCCACUCGUGGGCAUCGUGGGCAAAUGUAGCGUGCUUGACUACGAUGACUAUCUCAAGUGUCGCCCGACGGAAAUAGCUGAGAACGACGUGUUCGUAUGUGAAUCACUCUACGACGAGUCCAACCGCAUCGCCAGGAAACUCAAGACGGGCUUGAGGAAGUUCGAGCACACCAAAGAUGUCACUGUUGAUGAGAUCUACUACUUCCCCAAACAGCUGGGUCCGCCCGCCCUCGCCACGGCGCAAGAAGUGCAGACCACGACUAGCGCCUUCACACACAAGACCUUCAACCCUACCAUCAACUCCGACUCUAUGGACGUAAAGCCGCAGUUUACGAAUCUGAUAAAUACGACGAUCGGCAACCAAGACGUUGAAAUGUUAUUGGAGAACUCGUUGGAUGACUCAUCGCUCGCUUCGCCUGCGACGCCGCUUUCCACUGGUGGUAACAGCAACCCUUACAACCCCUCGUUAGUACAAACCAGCAACCAGGAGAAGGUCACCAACCAGACUUCCACCCCGGCCAGCGGGAAGAAGAAGAAGGAACAAAAACAGAAGAUUGUCACUGGUUACAUUCUGUACUCGAGCGAGGUUCGGAAACCUAUCGUCGCCAAUAACCCCGAAUGCACUUUUGGUGAGAUUUCCCGAAUCGUGGGUAAUGAGUGGAGAUCGUUGCCCGCCGCCACCAAGCAGUGCUGGGAGGAGAGAGCUGCGCGCUGCAACGAGGAGACGGCUGCCAGGCUCGCGGAGGAGAUGAAGGAGAUAGCGCAGCACACCCCGAUGGAGAUGACGUUUGAGUGCGCGUGGGACACUUGCGACUAUCAGUUCGAGGAGGUCAGCGACUGUAUGGAGCACUGUAUCGGCGACGGGGGCAACAUGAUAGGAACGUUCAUUGAGAGUAAGAAGAGUAAGUUGGAACCGGGCCACGUGCAGCAACACUACCGCGGCAGCGGCGCCGGCGAGUACCCGUGCCUGUGGCGCAGCUGCGCGCGAGUGCGCAAGGGCCAGGCGCCCUUCCCCAACCUGCCGCGCCUGCUGCGCCACGUGCGCGACCUGCAUGUCAACAAGCACAACGGACGACUCGUCGCGGUGCACGAGCGCUCCCGAAACUUUGUGCCGAGCUCUAAGAAAGCGACGAAGAUCAUUACGACCACAGGGCUAAGGACGGGCGUCUUGUCGCCUGGAGCUGGCAUGUCUCCCAUGGCUCGUAGUACUCCAUCUCCGAGCACCGGCGACUCUGUGGGUGCAGGCGUGGUGGCAUCAGGCCGACCCGCCCUCGAGCCGCUGUUCGUGUCGGCGCCGCCGCGGGCACAACGAGUCACACACUCCGAGGCCUACAUCCGAUACAUUGAAGGACUCCACUCAGAACAGAAGUACAUAACGCCGUGGGAGAAAUCUCUCACUCCGCUCUCGAACAAUCCGGACCCGGCUCACUACAACGUCCAGAAGCUCCCGGCACACUGGAUCACGGAAGAUGCCAUCAGCGGGUAUAUCGCGCAAGACAAGACAAUCCCAGAUACGGAGGCGCAGAAGUUAGAUCAGAAUACGAAAAUAUUGAAAGGUCUCUGCUCUCUGAGGGACUUUAUGAUGAAGGAUGCCUUCUCUAUUUACAAGGCUUAUUCAUAAGUGUCAAGUUUGAUAUUAUAAUCAAAAUAAUAAAUAUAUGCCCUUUUUAAUCA
This is a messenger RNA of Leptidea sinapis, 5415 nucleotides long. RefSeq names its product protein polybromo-1 (gene polybromo). NCBI's taxonomy places the organism in Eukaryota, Metazoa, Arthropoda, Insecta, Lepidoptera, Pieridae. Gene Ontology annotation, cellular component: RSC-type complex. The transcript has 34 exons. The record is from RefSeq and is a predicted model, not a curated record. Gene Ontology annotation, biological process: chromatin remodeling. Gene Ontology annotation, molecular function: chromatin binding; protein binding. The coding region runs from base 206 to 5362 and encodes 1718 amino acids.